GACAAAAUGAGUGCAGUAGUUGCAGCUUAUUCCACCAUCGCUUUCACUCAUAUGGGAAUAGAAUUAAUCAUAUCGGGCAUCGUUACUAUUGCUCUUCAUUACGGUAUUGGUUCCAAUCCAAUCUUGGCUUCUGUUGUAUACGCUGGCACACAAACUGUAAUUUAUCAUUAUCCAGUAUGGGGAGGCGUUUUUGCAAUUUUAGUAGGAAUUGUCGGCAUUAUUGUGGGUUCAGCGGUCCAAAGAACAUCGAAUUCGGUCAAAGGCGUUACAUUUGUUGGAUUGGUUGGCUUUAUUACACAAUUUAUUGCCUUCUGCUUUGGAUGCAACAGCAUUUCAACCAGCGUUACUUAUCUUCAAACUAUUGGUCAACUUAACCCUUUGUACAACUUUGUCCCAAUAAUCUUUUCCGUCAUCUAUAUGUUAAUAUUUCUCGCAAAUUUUGCAGUAUGCAUACGCUUUAUGACACUUGGCAGAGCUAUCAUAAAGGGUACUGCUACAGUUAUUGUCCAGCCGGCACAAACUACCGUCGUUAUUCAGCAAACAACUACAACGACAGUUCCCCAACAACCUCCUGGCUAUGAUGCUGCCAAUAUGGGCCAACCAGUGCAAGCCGCACAACCAGCUAUGGUAACGGGUGUUAAAGCAUAA
Molecule: messenger RNA, 648 nt
Organism: Trichoplax adhaerens
Lineage: Eukaryota; Metazoa; Placozoa; Uniplacotomia; Trichoplacea; Trichoplacidae
Exons: 4
Coding region: 7-648 (213 amino acids)
Source: RefSeq, a predicted model, not a curated record